Messenger RNA from Cheilinus undulatus (humphead wrasse), 1568 nucleotides. RefSeq names its product CREB/ATF bZIP transcription factor (gene crebzf). Lineage: Eukaryota; Metazoa; Chordata; Actinopteri; Labriformes; Labridae. The coding region runs from base 213 to 998 and encodes 261 amino acids. Gene Ontology annotation, molecular function: DNA-binding transcription factor activity. The record is from RefSeq and is a predicted model, not a curated record. The transcript is spliced from 3 exons. Gene Ontology annotation, biological process: regulation of DNA-templated transcription.
CCGGUCCUUCCAGAUCGUCGCGCCAUCGUCGUCCUUUGUGUCCAACCUCUGAGCGGUCCAGAAAUCUCUAUAACCAUCUGAAGGAUCAUCGAAGACCUCCGUACAGAUUCCUGACCACAUUUUCAGCAUUAGUUGUCUUAUUUUAAACCAGAACGAGUUAAGAACAUUAGGUAUCUUGUGGACGGCGCCCCUGCAGGCCCACAGUCCCCACAAUGAUCACCAGAAGAAGAGGCCGUUCUGUGAACACCACAGAGGUGCAGUCUCUGGAGGUUGAAGUGGUCAACGCUGUGGAAACUGAUGAAGAUCUCUUCAGUCCGACCGAGGGUUUCCUGGCUGGCGACAUCGACACCGCUGGAAUAGAGCUGGAUGAUCUGCUUGGAAUUGAAGACUUGAAAUGGACUCUUGAAAAAGACGCUGCGUCUCCACUCUUCGAUAUUGAAUUGGCUGAUUUUGGUCUGUGCGAUGUCAAGGAUGAAGACUCCCAGAUUGGAGCGUCACCGGGCUCCUCUCCUGACAGAAUUCCAGCUGAGAAGAAGAUGAAGAACCGGCAGAACCAGUCGAGGAAUGUGAUCAACAAAAACGCCAUAGCUGCCAGGUUGAAUCGUCUCAAGAAGAAAGAAUACGUCAACAGCUUGGAGAAGAAAGUCGGGAUCCUGUCGACAGAAAACAACGGGCUCAAACAGGAAAACAGCCAGCUGACCAAGAGGGUCGAGGAGCUGGAGGAUGAGACCAGGUACCUGAGGGCUGUGCUGGCCAAUGAGAGCAUGUUAGCCCAGCUCUUGUCCAGGCUGAGCGGUGUGAAUGGGAUGAAAUUAUCUUCCUCGCUUUUCCAGGGGCGGGAUUCAAACGACCAUGACUACGCGUUACCCAGGAAGCGUGUGAAAGUGGAGGAGAAAGAGACAUCUGGUGGCGUUUGUCUGCAUGUGGACAAGAACCACGUGUCGGUGGAGUUCUGCACCAAGUGUGCAGAGAGUGCAAGCACGUCGAUCAAAAUGUAGGGUCAAGUACUUCUCUCUGUUUUCAGAUAUUCAGACUGAACUGGAUGAACACUUAGUUAAUUUACUUCAGAAGUGUUGAAUGUUUAUGUUUGAUCAUGUUUGAGUACACGUUACUGCUAAACCUUGUUGACAGUUUCUUCUAGGUAAUGGUUGAUCCACCAUGCGGGCUGAGCUGCUCUCUGAACACCUUUACCUGCUUGACUCCAUGUGGAUUCUGCUGGUGAAGGGGAGGAGGCUGGACAAGCAGCUGCCACACGGCCUGGUAUUUUUUUAAAGGUAGUAUCGGUAACGAAUGGUAUCCAUUAAUUUUAUUUCAUCAAUACUCCACAACACGUAGCUGUACAUCUACAGCUGCUCCACUCAGAGCAACGCUAACAGGACUCAUACUCAUGAUUAUGAACUGUGCUUCUAUUCAGACUGGCAUGUAUUUACCAGCAAAUACUUUAAAAUCAGCUUUAAAUGGUGAGAGUGCCAGUUUUGACCUGUAAGAACUUGUAAAUAAUUUUGAUUUCUUUUUGGGAGAGUAAUGGCCUUUGAGAAAUGUUGAAGAAAUAAAUCCUAUUUUCAUUA